GGAGGGAUGUGAUGGAGAGAGAUGAGGGAGGGGGUGCAGGAAUAUGAGUGUGUAUGCAUUUUCAAGGCGGUCUUUCUGUUGCAAGAAAAAACACAGUAGUCUAACAGGAAAACGAAUUGCUCGGGCUACUGAUGAAGGCAUGCAAAUGCAAUUUAGUGGCGGAAACUGAAAUCUUCCGCGCGUUAAUGGAGGCUCGCGCGAAGGCAGUGUGUUUAAUUUUAGUUGGAGAUAGGUGGAAUCACCUCAGCGGUGUGUGAAAGAGGGAGAGAGAGGCGAGGGAAGAAGAAGAAGAGGGGAGGGGGCGGGGGUGUAUGGACCUCGCUGGUUACGGGACCCACAGGCACCCCGAUUGUGCUCCGCUCUCAUCAUUCUUGGAGGUGAGGACAAAAGAAAAAAGGGGAAAUCGGAAGAAAGGCCCGGGAUCUGAGUGUCGUGACGGGCCCCCCGACUUCGCCGCCGCUGGUCGGGGUUGUCUGGACUCAAAGAGGCAGAAGGAAAAGCGGCGGAGCGGUCGACUCUAGACUGGGGUUUCCUGCCACAGCAGCGGGAUUGUCACAAAACAGCCUUUCACUCUUCGAGGGGCCUUGUAUUGCUCUACGUUUUCAGAGUUGUGAAGGCGUCUGGUCAGCAGCUGAUGGAACAGGAACUUUUCUGCAUGGAAAUACUGAAGAGAAACAGAAAACCGGAGCUUGAAUUGACUGAACCCGAAGUGGAAUAAAUGGAUUACCCUCCUUUUGGAAAAUUGUUGCCAUGGAACUAGGUAGAAUGAAAUGAUGGUUGACGGAAAAAAACAAAGGUAAGGCGGCUAAAUGCUGAAGACGCAGGAAGGCAUCGAGAAGAACCUGAACACACUCGAGGGAAGAACGAUUACUCUGUAGGGACCAAAUACUUCUACAGUCCAAAUGAGUGCAUGCCGUAGCAGAAAAAAUAGAAAACAGUAUUCAAAAGGGAACAACCAAGAAAAAGAACAACUGAAAUAGUGUUACACUCUCAUCUAAGAGCCGAUGAGAAUAUCCAUGGAGUGUUUGCCUCUGGAAGUGUCGAGUGAGGGUCUGCAUUCAGACCUGUUGAUUCUGUUACUGGAGUUUCGGUCUCACACAGGUGUGAGUCAAGUCCCGGCAAACUUACACAUGUUGACGAACUGAAGGAUUGCCGCGACGGAGCACAGUCUCAAUGGUUUUAUUGAGAUUUUGUUUUUCACAAGAUGCUAUUGGAUCAGCACUCGGUUUAAUCCUAAAAUAGCUGUGCUUGCCCAAGCUGUCGUUAUAGUGGAGUGUAUACAUGUUAAGACAUUUAAGGUUUAAAGUCUCACUCGGUGAUGUGGCAGUCGUCCAUGAUAUUGCCUGCUCAGUGCCAAACUGCUUCAGCUUCGUGGGAAUGACUGCUCGUUUUUAAUCUUGUAUUUUUCUGAAGUAGAAAUCUGCUUCACCACAUCUCUGUAUCUUUUUUCCCUCUCUCUUUUUUUGUGAGGAAAGAAAAGUCAUUUUUUUUACGUCGCUGAACCUGAAUUUGAGUGGAAACCUUCAAGAUCACAUCGAAAAAGAAGAUUUUUGCAAUUUGCCCUUUUCCUUUGUUGCUCAAAUCGUCGCCUGCUUAGCUUUCCCAUCCACUACAGACACUACAAAAGGGUGAUUAUAACAUCUGCCAUACAUAUAUAUAUAUAUAUAUAUGUAUAUAUAUAUUCCUUUGCUUCAGUUCUUUGGUGGAUUUCAAAAGAAUUUCCUUGUUAAACUGCCAGGCCAGAGACUCUCUAUUUGUCAUUUAUGCUUGUUGCCACGAGCCUUCCAGUUUCUGAUCAUAAUCAUUCCCUGAUAUAGACACUGACAGAUAUUUCCGUUUUUGAUCCAGACGUGGAAAAACAAUGCAGAAUUUUUCUAACAGUCCGGCUCCCCCGUCUCUGCCUCCAGCGUUCAGUGGGAGGGGUGGAGGCGGACCCACGUAUCCCCCUCAGCCAGCAGAGCCCCAGAUCUCCCCAAGGAUGACAGAUGAUUACGCGGGGAUGCAACAGCAGAGUCUGCACAGAGGCCAUCACCACCCAAGUCAAGCCAGCCACAUGCUUGCUUACAGCGCUCGAAGCAGAGCAGCAGUGGAGCCACCGCCAACACAGGGUAACAUCCACAGCGGCAGCAGCAACAACCCCUACAGGAAGGAUGCCAUGGAUUACUAUUUUUCAAUGGGUGGAAAGGACAGGCACAGAAGGGGAGGUCUGGGUUAUGGGGGAGGCUUUGGCUACCCUAACAUUGAUGGACAUAUACCUCACCAGUACCGACAUCCUGGAUCUAGCUCUGCACCCACAUCUGGCCUGAUGUCACCAUAUCCAGUAGACUAUGGCUCCAGUGCCGGUUCAGGCGGAGGCGCUGGAGCGUUCUCUCCUUCUCAUCAGUACAACAUGAGUCAGAACCCUGCACUGCAGUCGGUGGCAGGUUCUCAGAUGCAACACCGCCAACAUGGACAGACCUUCCCAGCUGUUCACCUUGGACAGCAGCAUAGGACCUAUCCACACUCUGGGCACAGAAUGACCCCACAGUACCCACACUACUCUCCACAGGGCGGAGCGUCCACAGGGUCAUCAGGAAUGUAUAGCCCCCCUCCACAGAGAUAUCUGGACGGGGCUGCCGGCACUGGGUUUGAUCCCAAAGUCAACAGUUCUCCCACUGUCAACUCCAGUUCAAACUCGAUCUCCAGUUCAGUUGCUGCUAACAAUGUGGGGCCAAUGGAGAAUGUUCAACAGAGUUACCAUGCUUCAAAUUAUCCAGGAUAUUCCCCCCAGACGCUCUCACUUCACAAGCAAGCCACACUACAGCACCGCAACUCGCAGCACAAUUUAGGAGUAGGUUAUGACAACUCGCUCAAGAUGCAGCACCAGGGACCGUCUCCAGGCUCUGUAUAUGCUAAACUUCAUCAAGCCUCUAAUCCCAGUAUACCUCAGCCAGCAUCUCAAGAAAUAGCCAAAUCCCCGAUGCAUCCGAAUGCGCAGCAAACUCAAAUUAACCAAAACUUUAGCCCAAUAUCCAACCCUUCUCCAGCUGCCUCUGCAGUGCAUUCCCCCAGCUGUAGCUCCUCUCCUUCUCCUUUGAUGGGUGUCUCAGAGGCACAUGGAAACCCCUCAGGUCAUGGUCCUUCACAUCCUCCUACAUCAAACCCCCGUAGCAGCCAUGGACAUGGCAGAUUACUGCAGACCAUGCCUCAGUUAAGUCCCACACCCAACUCAAAUAGCAGCAUCAGUAGUUGUGGUAGCAGUGGCAGUCAUAAAGCUCACAGCAUGAGUGCAGUUGGAGGGAGCAAUCUUCCUCCGACAGGCCGCAAUAAAAUGAAUCUAGGCACAGGAAUUGGAUCCAGAGAAGAAGGCUCCUCUGUUUAUUCAUCUUCUUCACAUGACAAAAUGCAGGAUGCUGGCCUGAAUAGUCUUAAUGCCUUGAGCUCACAAGUAGCCAAUUUACCAAACACGAUUCAGCACAUGCUUCUCACUGACACAGUGCUUUCACAAAAGAAGAAAGACGGCGGGUCGAUGCAACAAGCAACGCACGGUGUGCCUCCAUCACAACCAAGGAGUCGAAAUGCAAGUGCAGCCUCAAGUACCAGCACAGUCAAAGAUGGAGGUGCAGCAGGAGUCGGUGAUGGUGCCAGCUUAGAUGCUGGUGCUGAAGAAGACUCCUCGCUGAUGUCAUCAGGGACCAAGGUGGAGCGAGAGGAGCAGUUUUCUGAGGGGGAACGCAGGAGGGUGAGGCAGAUGAGUGGAGCGAGCAGUGGAUCAGAACCAACCGGCUAUCACCCUUCAUCUCAGAAUCAAACCCAACCACAGACUGGACAAGCAUCAAAUGAUAAAACAGUCCCAUCAGAGUCACCAUCAAAACAACAGGUUGUCUCUGAAACAAAAGCAAAUGAAACUCACAUUCCCUCCUUAUCAUCUCCAUCCUUUGGAUGUCAGCCAUCUGAGACUGGCCCAGCUUCACAUUCAACACCUCCAGUUUCCUCCUCGCCCUCAUCCACCUACUCCAGCAUUCCUCCUCCCCAGCCAAACUGUGUCCCAGAGCCUGGUUUGACUUAUAAUGACCACAGAGCUGGCCAUAGGAAAACAGAAAUUAAAAAUGAAGUCAUCAAAGAUGAAAGUGAAGGCGCAGUUGAGAAAACAGAGAAAAUUUGCAGCCAAAUGCAACGUGAGGGAGAAGUCGAUACGCAGAAUGGUCAGGACAAAGAAAAUAGGCUGCACUCUGCAUCCAGAUUACACAAUAAUGAGAAGGAAGAAAAGCACACAUCUGAGGAACAGCAGAAUGCCGGUAGUAUUGGUGUGAUUGUCUCAGCUCGGUCUGAGGGAAGUCACACUGAAAAAAGUAAGCAUCCCCAAGACAACUGUGUAGAAGAGAAACAGUCCCACUCUUAUUUAAGAGAGUCAAGCAGUCAUAACGGGGAGGAGGGUAUAGAUCUGAGUCUGUAUUCCUCCCAUCAUCAGAAAUCAACCUUUGGACGGCCUCAAAAUCCUCCACAGUCUGGUCCACAUAAAUAUGGCUUCCCAGAAUCAGCAUAUGGCUCAGAUUUAUCCAUGAAAAACAAAGGGAAGGUGGGCCCAGCGGGUGUAAUGGAGUCAAAUCCCAGAUAUUUAGGGUACCAACAAUCACAGACUGGUUACGGCCCCACACAUCCAAAAGAUGCUGGUUCUGUAGCAGAGGCUUUAAUGAAGAGAGGCCAAGGAGCAGGAGCUAAAGGUCAUGAGGAGAAUUCACAGUUGCAGCAAUUCCCAAGCCUUUUACAAGAGGUUCUUCAAGGUUAUAAUUUAGACAGACGUUAUGGAAGACCAGAACAGGCAUUUCCUGCACAUCUCCAAGUCCAACAACAGUUUCAAACGAGACAUCCUUAUAGUGUGAGUGAGGCUAUGAGGAUGCAGAGUGGACCUGAGGGCUCGACUCUUUCUGGCCAAAUGGGCAGUUCUGGAAAACAUCCAAAUCAGAGGCAUGGAAGUGAGCCUGAUUUCACCACAGAUCCUCAAUCUGUAGUGAAAUCUGAAGGGUCCAAUGCCAAGAUACUGCAAAAUGCUGAAAAAACUGAAGUAGGCGUGUCCCAGAGCCAUUUACAACCGGUUGCAGAGACACAGCAGCACCCACCAAAACAUAUAAACUUAGCUGACUAUUCUCUGCCACAGAGGAAAGCGUUAUCCACUCCAUCCUCUGCUGUGCAGGAGCUCCUUUUGCAAGAGCCAGAGCCGCUAACCGGCAGCACUGGUCAAACUGAGUCUCAGAAAUCAUCAGGCUCCAUAUUAGCCCCAUCAGAGCGGCGCUCUGUCAUCUGUGAUGUGUCGCCAAACCGACGCAGCACACCAGAGAGGGACAGGGAGGGCGACAGGGAGAGAGAGCGGGAGAAAAGUCAGAGUGGAGCCUCCGUGAUUCAACAGCCAUUUUCCUCUCCAGCAGCAGCCAAUGAUCUAAGUAAAAAGGAUGCUGGAGAGAAGCAAGCGAUGAAAAUGGAAACAGCAUCAAAAGAGGCUGGGGCAGAUGCUGCAAAUGUACAGACUGAGCAUCAUGGCAGUGGCGGGGCUAAUGAGGCAGAUGUGGAGUAUCAUUCAAAGUCUGUUCACUCAUCAGUUGUAAUGAAUGCUGACCCCUACAGGCGAGGUAAUGUCGAUAUUACCCCCUUGCCUUCACAUCCGAUCAACACUAAUCCUUUAUCUUCGCCAUCGAGGCAUCAGUCGUACCUUCUGGGCGUUGACCUCUCCACUGCUGGCGGCGGUACAUUUCCUGCCUAUCGAUUCGGAGAUGCAAGAGAAGGCAAUAUGAUGUCACGCAGUAAUCCCCACUUUCCUUCUCACCAUCCCUACCACAAUUUAUCCCCUCAGCCUCAAACCUCAAAUAAGCUUCAAAUGUAUCCUCACCCCCGCGGCCCACCUCACCACCCCCACGACCUGAGUGACUGGGUGAAAGCGAUGAACAGGCCGUCGAAGGAGAUGAUGAUGCAGCCCGGCUCUUCUCCUGGACGACACAAGGUCAGCCAAUCAGAGCAGAGACAGAGGAUGAUCUCCCAAACUGACAUAUCCAGUGAGCAGCAUUCAAGUAAAACUUCUCUCCAUCAUCAGAGCCCUUACUUUGACAUGAAAAUGUGGGAGUCGGCGCACCCUGGACGAGAAGGUGCUCGAAUGAUAGAGGGAGACGCCUACUACAGGACACAACCGCCUCCUCCUCCCCCUCCUCCCCCGCUUCCUCCCCCUGCUCCUGUAGUUACACAUGGCCCUGUUCCUCCGCAAAUCUCUCACGGCCAAAACGCUGCUGAACCUGAGGCCCCCAGAGGAGCCACAGAGGAGGCCAAGCCCCCCAUCCCACCUCCUCCAUCCAGCUCCAUCAAGCCUCCCGCCGACUUGAACUCCACUCAGGCACAGGUGCCACGUCAGACCAAAACCGGGGCUUCUGGAGACACAAAUCCGCUAAUAUUGAGAAGGAGAGUUCGUUCUUUUAUCUCUCCUAUUCCUGCCAAGAGGCAACUCCAGGACAGCUCUCAGCAGAGGGCUCCCACAAAUUCACAUCAUCACUCUCCGGGGGCUCACUCUGAGUCUAGCCACCACAAUGAAGAUGACUCAUCCAGUUCAGAUAUCCCAUGUCCCCGGCUCUCUUCCCCUCUGCCAGGAGAGAACACCUAUUCACUCCCUCUGUCUCCAUCAAGUGGUAAUACCAAGGUUUUGCCUACCAGGAAGGGACGAGGUUUGAAACUGGAGGCAAUAGUGCAGAAAAUCACACCAAAUAUUAAAAAGCCAGCAGGCCAUGCUGAUGAUGAGUCAAAUCAUUAUCCAGGCUUCUCUCACUCAGAUAUACCAACAUUUAAUGAUUCACAGGACCAAGACUUAGCACAUUUCCCCAGGGUUUCAGGAGGGGAUGAUAGUUACAUGGAUGAAAGUCACUCAUUAAAUGACAUGAUUCCCUUCAGAGGAGUCGACGAUGCCGGGCCUUUACCUCCGUCUGCCUACCCGUGUGAUCCUCAUCAGACGUCUCAAGUCCUCAAACAGCAAGACUUUGACUUCGGGCUCGGGGCGGCUGUGGCAUCAGCAUCUGGUGACAAGGAGGAUUUUGCUCUGCUCGGACCUUUGCCCCCUCCUCCGCCUCUCCCCCGCCCAGUGCAGGGUUCCCCACCUCCCUCCUCUUCUGCCCUGUCAGACAUUCAGCAUUUCACAAACACUUACCAGCAGCUCGAGACUAGAAGGGGAGAGCAGUCUGCUGCGAACCUGCUUCGACAGAAACUUCAAGAAUCUGGCAUGGGGUUUGAUGAUUAUCCUGGCAGCGACUACUAUGGAACCACCCCGCCUCACCACAGCCAGGCUCAAGGACACAUGCUGAACAGACAACAUCAGAUGUCCUCUGGUAGGUCUAGUCUCUCGCCACAAGAUUCUAAGUCACUGGAGAGUGUCGUGCCUAAAGGCUAUUUCCCAUCUGGCAAGAAAAAGGGCAGGCCCGUGGGGAGCGUGAACAAACAAAAACGGGCUCAGAACCAAGUCCAGACGCCCGCCCAGGCCCAAGCCCAAGCCCCGUCUCAAGUCCCGACGCAGAACACGACUGUGAGCGCUCCUCCAGCCGCACCCAUUCCAGCUCCAGCCGCUGCCACAACCCCACCUACAAUACAAACUAGCAGCACCACGUCUGCCCCCGCAGCACCUCCUCUGCCAGAAAGUAAAAACACUCCCCCGCUGGCCCCGCCCAUUUUAACACAGGUGGUGAAAGCGGAUGUUGAGAGCGAGGACACGCAGCCGGAGAUCGAGAUCAAACCUGUGCGACGGAGACGCAGAGGUGUAAAAGAUGAAGACGAGCCGCUGGAGGCAAGAGGACGGCAGAGGAGGAGGAGGAGAGGGGCGGCAGCAGCAGCGGCGGCGGCGGCGGCGACGCCAUCAAUGGCCAAAGAUGACCCAGACACACCUUUAGGGGCGGGGGGAAGCCUCGGCGCAAAUAGAGUCUCAGCGGACCCGAACAGAAAGGGGCUAUUUGUUCCUCACAUCCACGUGGAGAAAAAAAUCCCAGAGAUUGGGGCAGUGUGCACUAUUGUAAACGCUGAGGAGGACAAGAUGAAAGGAGAGCGUAGUGCAGUCGCAGGGAAAGCGGGUGGGAGUGGAAUUGAUUCUCUCCUGACCUCAGCUCUUUCCUCCCAGUUAUCUAAGAGAGACAGAGAAGCAGAGAAAAGGGAGACAGACGAGGUGGAAACUACACUUCAGUCGGGAAAAGCACUUCCCUCAUCUGGCUUUGUUGUUUCAGGCCCUGUGAUUACAGAGACCAAUCACUCCGGCCGCCUGCUAUGUUGUCUGUGUCAGAAAUGGGCAAAUUACAAACAUCUCGGAGAUCUCUACGGGCCUUACUAUCCAGCUGAAUAUGCUGCAAAACUACCCAAGAACCAGCCCCAGGUCAGACAAUGUCAAGCAACCACAGGCACAAACAAAACAGGACCAAAUUCAGACACAGGCUCAAAUGCUCCGAGUGCGAUCCAAGACCCACAAACACAAGACGCCGAGUUUACCAAGCCCUCAACUGAGAGCGACUACGCCAUCAGCCUAGAUUCAAACCCAACAUGUCUUACUCCUACAGUUAGAGCCGCCUCCCCAGCUGGAAGAGAGGAAAUCAAGAUGCCUGUGGCUGCCAAGCUCAGCGGCACCGACUCUCCUUCCUCCUCCUCCACCACCGUUAAACCUUCUCUAACCUGGGACAUGAAUCUAGAUAUCCGACCUAUCCCUGAGCUUAAGAGGGAGCCGGGCCUGGAAGCAGACCGGCAGCCGGCGCCGAAGCAGCAGCCGAUGGACGAAGCUCAGCAGCGACCUCAACACAGAAAGCUGACCUCUCAUCCCCGCUUUAAAAGGAGACACAAGUCCAGCGAGGAUUCCCCCAGAAUGGUGCCAUCCAACAGUAAAGCGUCCCUGCCCUUCCAGCCCCCUCCGCCGGCCCUGGACUCCCUGGGACCCUUGGCACAACUCGCUCAGCUGCCUCAGAUGCCCAUGGACCCGGAGGAGCUGUGGGUCCACGAAGGAUGUAUAGUGUGGACCAGCGGAGUGUACCUUGUCAAUGGAAGACUGUACGGCCUUCAGGAGGCACUAGAUGGUGCCAGAGAAAUAAGCUGCUCCUACUGUGAGAUGGUUGGCUCAACCCUGGGCUGCUACAGUAAAGGCUGUACACUUCGCUACCACUAUAUGUGCGCUAUUGAAGCAGAUUGCUCUCUGAACGAAGAUAAUUUCUCACUGCGGUGUCCGAAGCACAAGGUAAAGAAGGACAGUUUACCCAGAGCAUCCGGCCAGCCAAGUCAGUGUACCUGGAGCAGUCAGAGAGAGGCUGAGAGGAACGAAGAGGAAGAGGAGACGCAAGAGUCUGGGAACUGUGAGUUUGGGCGAUAGAAGACUGAGAAAUGUGAAAAGAUGGGACUGGCAUCUGUGGCAGAGAACAACAAAAGGGAAUGUACAAUUUCUCAACAGGAAUCAGCAUUAUUUACAUUUAAGACAAUGGAGAAAAGAAACCUUUUUUUAAGAGAAUUAUCACUCUUUACUUAAAAGCAGAAAAAAGAAAAAAACAUGGACGCGCAACAUAGAGGAAAGGAGCUGCAAGAAAAAGACUAAAAACAAAACAAAAAAAACAAACUACAAAGAUGGAAGUGGGAUGAAAUGAGACGUCAAAAGACUGACGGCGAAACUAAAGGAGCUUUUCUACACAGAACAAAAGAAACAAACUUCCUCUCUAGGCUUACUUUCAUUUUCCAGAGACAUCCUUCAAGUGUUAAACUUUUGUUUAUCGUCAUCUGUAUUAUCAUUUACCUUUUUUUUUUUCUUUCUGGUUUUCUUUUGUUUGCUUUGAUAUUGGGAGCAAGUUCGGGUGUCAAACCCCGAAAAGCAAAGGAGAGAAUUUUGUAUCCUCUCGCAAAGUAGUAUUUUAUCUUACGAUAUUAGGAAGAUCACAAAUAUUAUUCUAGUCCUUCAUUAUUAUUUUGUAUCCUCAUCAGUAUUUACUCAUGAAAACGAAAUGGAUGUAUCUCACUUUAUAUUCACUCAGCACGUUAAUUUGGAUUUUUCUUUUUUUUUCCAUUCCUGGAGAGGGAGGAGCCAGAGCGGUGGUGUCUGGAAUGUCAGGGUCGAGUUUGCCACAAAGACAUUAUUGCCUUGGAGAACGGACAUCUGUUGCCUUUCAAAAAGUCGUGUAUGAGUGCGAAAUGAGUGCGUGUGCGAAGCUGAAAAAAUGCCGAUAUCUGGGUCCUUGAUUCCAUUUUGGUCCUUUUGAAAAGUGUUCUUAUUUUUCAUCACUGGGGUUUUUACGGUACAGAUAGUAUUCAUGAAAAAUCAGAUGGACACAAUCUUAUUUUUCAAGUACAAAAUGUUCGUAAUGUGCAAAGAGAAGGACGGAUGCUUGUAAGAGGAGGAAGAUAACACUAUUGACUAAAGCGUGUCUGCCGUCUUUAACCGUGCCGACUGGGGGGGGUGGGGGGGUGAUGAAGGACGGGACGCUGAAGAGUUUUCGUCGGUGUGGAGCUGUGUGCUGGGUGCACGGGUUCGUAUGCUCUCCAUACAUCGUUACGUUGGACAUCGAUGAAGAGCGUUUUUCUGGACUGAACUUCGGAGAGGGUGUCAUGAGCGGCUGCGACGGAGAGCGAGCCAAACCGAGUACUUUGGAACGGUUUCAUUCUUCGUGACGCGGCGGCGGUUUAAUCGGGAGAUGCAAAAUCCAUUCAAAAAGAAGCAUUGCCAUAAAAUUUAAAAGUGAGUCGUACAUGGUGUUGUCUUUAUCAUUUUUUAUUGUUAUUCUUGUAAAAAAAAGGAAAAAAAAAGUCAAACUGAGAGAAGACAGUUACACUAUCAAAACCAUGCUGUAUUAGAAACCUGUCAAUAUGUAUAUGAAUUAUGAAUACACUUAAAAAUGCUUCAA
Acanthochromis polyacanthus (spiny chromis) is the source of this 10859-nucleotide messenger RNA. It is a transcript of the gene tcf20, whose product is annotated as transcription factor 20. The transcript is spliced from 6 exons. Gene Ontology annotation, cellular component: nucleus. The record is from RefSeq and is a predicted model, not a curated record. NCBI's taxonomy places the organism in Eukaryota, Metazoa, Chordata, Actinopteri, Pomacentridae. Gene Ontology annotation, biological process: regulation of transcription by RNA polymerase II. The coding region runs from base 1862 to 9343 and encodes 2493 amino acids.